ACAAACCUAUCAGUCAGCGAGGUCCACUUUUCGACCCACUGGGUUCUAGAAAGGGUAGAAUGAAUGAAGGCUACGUGAUAUCACUCAUAGGAAUGUUUUGUUUCACAAUUUGAGAGGAGAGGGAUUUUUGGGAAGUUGGAUUAGAGAAAACGCAAUAUACACGCUGGGUCGCCGGCUGGUGAAGAAUUUUAAAGAUGGGGCUAAUCAGAGAAAAGUACCAGGAUUCGCUCUCUAAGUUUGCAUUUAUGCUCAUUGUUUUCUUUUUGGCAACAGCUACCAGAGGAGAAUGGCUGUUAGUUAUCGUGUACAUGUUCAGGGACCAGCUGCAAGGCAUGAUGGGAAGGCAAGGUGUUCAGAUGCCCCCCAGCGGUGACUACAAUAUCACAGAUCCCCCGGGACCUCUGCUGGAGACCCUGAAGCUUCAGAAUGUCCACUGGUUCGUGUUGAUGGCAAUAUCCACGUCUUUUGUUAUGUACUACGGAUUGGCAUAUGGAUGGCACUAUUACUAUUACGUCAAUCGAAGACAUUUGGCCAAGGAGUGGAAGUGCCAGCCAGACAAAUUUCUGACGCCGGAGAACGAGAGACACGAGAUUCUGCUGGGAUCCAUGAACAUGUUGAUAGGUUCCGUGUGCUCAGGAAUCAUCGCCUGUUUCAUAAUCAAUGGAGGAUACUGUAAGAUGUACUACGAUAUAUCAGAACGAGGCUGGGCGUACUUCAUUUCCUCACUGGUGGGAUUCUUUAUGUACAACGAAACAAUGGCGUACUACCUCCACCGUCUCUUUCACAGACCCUGGCUCUAUAAAAAGAUCCACAAGAUGCACCACCGGUACCACCAGCCCACUGCGUGGAGUGCGGUCGCCAUGCACCCCGCCGAGUUCCUAAUGUAUCAGGGCUACCUGGCUGCAACCCCAUUUUUAAUUCCCAUCCAUGUCUUUCCAUUCUUGUUUGUGUUGCUAUAUUCCUACUAUUACGGACUCUGCGACCAUUCCGGAAUUAAGAUGGGAGCCAUUUGGCCGUGGCAGCCACACUCAUAUUUUCACGACAACCACCACAAGCAUUUUCACGUCAACUUCGGCUUCAACACGUACUUUUUUGACUGGUUCCAUGACACUCUGAGAAAAGAGGAUCGUGUGUACGGGGAGGAUAAUUUUGGAGGACAUGGAAGACAGUCCCUAAAGUCUGAAUAGAUUUCUAUUCCUAGGGAGGCUCUCUUCUCUGGUCAUCAUACCCCCCCCCCCCCACUUAAAAAAAAAUGGCAAGAUUGCAUGAAUGAAAAACAGACUAUAGUCAAAAGAUAGGCCAAAACAAACUCUUUAUCUCAUUCAUAUCAAAGAGAGUGCAAUUGUAUUUACCUUCAUUCAUUUCAUCAAUAUUGAUUACUGAGAAGAUUGUUUAUUACAAAGUAUGCCGUACGAACUUAUCCUGAUAAGAAAUCUAGGCUAAA
Messenger RNA from Saccostrea cuccullata (small rock oyster), 1444 nucleotides. RefSeq lists its product as uncharacterized. Gene Ontology annotation, molecular function: iron ion binding; C-5 sterol desaturase activity. The transcript has 6 exons. Lineage: Eukaryota; Metazoa; Mollusca; Bivalvia; Ostreida; Ostreidae. Gene Ontology annotation, cellular component: membrane. The coding region runs from base 195 to 1187 and encodes 330 amino acids. The record is from RefSeq and is a predicted model, not a curated record.